AUGGCACUGUGUAUAGGAAGAGAGCUGCUCAGUGACGCCGUGUUCCAGCAGUCGCGGCCAGGUCGGCGCCGCAGACGUGUGGGGGCCGCUGCCGCUGCUGCGCCGCCUUGUGCCCCCCUGGCCCCCCAGCUGUCCGGCGCGGCCCCCCAGCUGCUGGACACCGCCGACAAGUUCGCCCUGCCGGGGCUCGAGGCUGACAGCGAGCAGCAGGUGGCGAUGCGAAGCCAGCCCGAGGACUUGCUCCGAGCGAUUCGGCUGCUGUCUCAUCGGCCAGACAAGACCAGAACUCCAGCCACAGGAGACAGCAGGUCCAGCGGGCGCAGGUGCACCCCCGUGGCAGCCGCGCCGCCACUGGCUGCCUGCCCCACUCCAGCACCUGGGGACGCUGCCGUCUCUCGCAUGAGGAGACUUUCUGCAAGUGAGAAGGGCAGGAGGCUGCUGGAAGCAGCUAAGCAGUCGCGGCUGUCAGAAAUACGGGUACUGCUGGCUGCCGGUGUGGACGUGGGGGAGACGGACGGCGACGGUUUGACCGCCCUGCACUGGGCGGCAAGGAACGGACAGGUGGAGGUGGCCGAGUGCCUGCUGGCAGCAGGGGCAAACGUCGACGCGGCGGACCAGUCCAUGUGGACCACCCUGUACUGGGCAGCGAAACAGGGGCAGCUGGAGGUGGCCAAGAUUUUGCUUCCCUCAGGGGCCGACCUGGAGGCGAGGGACGAGUGGCAGAACACGGCCGUCUUCCUGGCCGCCAUGACGGGACACGCGGCCGUCCUGCGGCUGCUGGUGCCGUCCUGCACCGACGCCAGCGCUAGCGCCAGGGAGCAGUACGGCGCGACUCCGCUGCCCUGGGCGGCGUACAACGGCCGCGCAGGGGCCGUGGCCGCGUUACUGGAAUUGGGCGCCGACGUGAGGGCCACGAACAGAUCUGGGCGCACCCCGCGCGACGAGGCCAGCGGGUGGAGCGACCGGCAGCUGAUAGACGUGCUCAGCUGA
This is a messenger RNA of Schistocerca gregaria, 990 nucleotides long. RefSeq names its product ankyrin repeat domain-containing protein 1-like. Gene Ontology annotation, biological process: positive regulation of transcription by RNA polymerase II. The coding region runs from base 1 to 990 and encodes 329 amino acids. The transcript is spliced from 4 exons. The record is from RefSeq and is a predicted model, not a curated record. NCBI's taxonomy places the organism in Eukaryota, Metazoa, Arthropoda, Insecta, Orthoptera, Acrididae. Gene Ontology annotation, cellular component: nucleus. Gene Ontology annotation, molecular function: protein binding; transcription cis-regulatory region binding.